Messenger RNA from Anneissia japonica, 1593 nucleotides. RefSeq lists its product as uncharacterized. The record is from RefSeq and is a predicted model, not a curated record. The coding region runs from base 129 to 1307 and encodes 392 amino acids. Lineage: Eukaryota; Metazoa; Echinodermata; Crinoidea; Comatulida; Comatulidae. The transcript is spliced from 9 exons.
AAUAGGUACGGUAGCGACAAACACAACAGUUGAGCUCAGCAGGAAAACGGAUGCCUUUUUCGAUCUUGUCUUCUUUUUGACAUUUUUUUUGUUCUUUUUUAAUAUCUAAAGUUGUAAAAGCAACAAGAAUGAAAUUCAAAACCGUACUUGAGGGUCAACAAGCAAUAGUCACUGACCAUUUAGGAAAGGUAGAACUUAUCGUAGGACCGCAGAGGGUGUUUUUAUAUCGUAAACGCCUCACUGUUUUGAGAGAUUAUACUGCUAAUAGGAGAGAGUACCUAGUCAUUCAUGAUAAAGAUGGACUAGUCACACAUAAACCUGGGCCAUGUCAGGUAUUCUUGAACCCUUAUCUGCAUGAAAGCAUCAAAGUGGAGCCGGCCAUUAUACUGGACGGCACGCAGCUCCUCGUUGUCUACAAGAAAUCCCAUGAUAACGUUGUCACCAGAAGACUAGUCAAUGGCCCUCAGGUGUUUAUUCCAGAGGCAGAGGAGUGGUUCCAUGAAUUUACUUGGCAUGGACCGUCUCCAGAUGACAAGACCAAAAUUGUAAAAUGCCAGCGCAAGUUCACAAAGCUUACAAUCAUCCCAGAAAACAUGUAUUAUAACGUUACUGACGUACGAACUCAAGAUGACACAACACUGACCUUGAAGAUAAUGCUCUUCUAUGAACUAAAAGAUGCUGUUACUAUGUUAACCAUGACCCAUGACCCUAUUGCUGAUCUCAUCAAUGCUUUGUGUGCAGAUGUGGUCGCAUUCGCUGCUAAUCUAAGUUAUGCAGCUUUUUUAGGACAAAGUAGCGAUUUGAGUUGCCUUAAGUCGUAUCCUCAGUUGAUUCAAAGGGCGGAACGAAUUGGUUUUGAAGUUAACAAGGUUGUUUAUCGUGGUUACCAGGCUAGUUCACAACUACAGAAUAUGCAAGACAAUGCCAUCAAGUCCCGCACACAGCUCCGACUGAACACAGAAGUUGAAGAGCGAGAACAGAAACUGGUUCAGUUCAGGUUACAGCGAGAGGAAGCUAGGAGUAAACUGAAACAGGAGAGGCAGCUGUCUGAACACGAGCAUGCGCAGGCACUUGACCGCAUGACACAAGAACACGACCUACAGUUAGCCAGCUUAGACCACCACCAGAACGUGGAAUUAACACAACUGGACACGCAGGCAAAGCUAGAACUUGAAGAAGCCAAAAACAAAUCUGAAGAGGAUUUCCUGAGAGAACUGAGUAAACUGAAGGUGGACAUGACAAAGUACUUGGUCAACCAGCAUCACUUUGAGAUCAACAAGGAAGUGAAUGUGGUUAAUUUGAAUUAAUCUGACCUCUACAUAAGAUUGCAAAAUGUUGAAAGAAAAGAAAGAAGCAUGUGUGUUAUUCAGAAUAACCACAGGAAUACAGUUUGGUUUACUUCUUUAACAUCUGUCAUAGUACUUAGUAAGUUAAAUAAAUUUACUAUGUGAUCUUAUCAAUACACAUAUUCAGUGGCGUAGAAAAGUAUUUUUCAUUGGUGGGGGGGGGGUGAUUGAAAAUUCUUGGAAUUGACAUAAAAUUACUGAUGUCGUACACACCCUUCAGUGUGAAAAUGUGGCUUGCUUUGCAAGC